AUGGAUCAAGAACAGAAGAGAACUUUUGAUAAUACAUCAAGUUCUUAUCUAUCAUUAAAAGCUGAAUUAUUACGUAAAAAACAAGAUGUUCAACGAGCAUCGUCAUCAACUAUUUCAUCAUCAGCUAUGCUUAAUAAUUUACAAUCAACAUCAAGUUCAUUGCGACUUAAAACAAAAGCAGAUUUAGAUGUUGAAGUUUCUAAUCCAUCGAAAAAGAAGAAGAAAAUUGAAGAAACAAAUCCAACUCCAACACCAUCAUCGACUUUAUCACGUGAAGAUGAAAUAGCAUUUGCUAAAUCACGAGCAAUUCUUGAAGCCAAAUCAAAAUUAUAUGAUGAAAUUAUGUCAAAUAAUGAAAUGAAAUUAUUAGCUGAAGAUGAUGGCGAUGAUAAUGAUGAAUCAUUUCUUGUUGAUUUUGAACGUAAAAUUUAUGAAACAAAUCAAAAACAAACUCAUAUGGAAUAUACAGAUUCAUUUGGACGUACACGUUUAGUUACACGUGAUGAAUAUGAACGAUUAAAAUCAUCGGAAAAGAAAAGAACUUCUUCGGAAGAAAAAAUUCCAUCAAAUAAUACCGAAGAUGAAAUAAAUCGUGUUGAACGUUUACAUCGUGAACAAAUGCGUAGUAAAUGGGAAUCUGAUAUGGACGCGUUAAGAAAUAAAACUCAUGUACAUUAUCAAGAUAUAUUAUUUGAUGAAAAACGUGAACAUGGUAUUGGUUUUUAUAAAUUUUCAACAGACGAUAAACAACGUGCUGAACAAAUGGCAACGUUAAAUGAUUUACGAACAAAUACAAAAAAUGAACAAAUGAAAUUUAGCCAAGAAAAAGAAAAACGAACAGUAAAUAUGUCUGAUCGUUUAAAUAAAAUACGAUUAAGGAAAGCAAAAGAAAUGGGAAUUAAUUUAUCAGGAGAUAAUAAAGAUCAAUCUGGAAUUAAAUCAACACAAGAAAUACUUGAACAAGUACCAGUUGUAAAGAAUGAUGAAAAAGAUAAACAAAUAAAUCUUCCAGAAAUAACUAUUCAAACAACACAAGUACAAUCAUCGAAACAGAAUGUGCAACCAAUUCAUACUCAACAACCACCAUUACUGCAGAAUAAUAUUCCAAAUGGAAAUCCAUCGAUGGCUUAUCCAUUUCCUGUUUUACGGACUAAUACUCAUUCAUCAUAA
Adineta steineri is the source of this 1170-nucleotide messenger RNA. The record is from the annotation of a GenBank genome assembly. Lineage: Eukaryota; Metazoa; Rotifera; Eurotatoria; Adinetida; Adinetidae.